Vanrija pseudolonga is the source of this 1047-nucleotide messenger RNA. It is a transcript of the gene gld2, whose product is annotated as Glycerol 2-dehydrogenase (NADP(+)). Lineage: Eukaryota; Fungi; Basidiomycota; Tremellomycetes; Trichosporonales; Trichosporonaceae. Gene Ontology annotation, cellular component: cytosol. The coding region runs from base 1 to 993 and encodes 330 amino acids. Gene Ontology annotation, molecular function: aldose reductase (NADPH) activity. The transcript has 5 exons. The record is from RefSeq and is a predicted model, not a curated record.
AUGCCCGUCCCCACCCACUUCACCCUCAGCGACGGCCGCAAGAUCCCCUCGAUCGGCCUCGGCACGUGGCAGUCUCCCAAGGGCGAGGUCGCCAAGGCCGUCGAGGUCGCCAUCAAGGCGGGCUACCGCCACAUUGACUGCGCGUGGGCGUACGGCAACGAGGCUGAGGUCGGCGAGGGCAUCCGCAACUCUGGCGUUCCCCGCGAGGAGCUCUGGAUCACGUCCAAGCUCUUCGAGCUCCACCACCACCCGGAGCACGUGCCGCUCGCCAUUGCCGACACGCUCAAGAACCUGGGUGUUGACUACCUCGACCUGUACCUCCUCCACUGGAACAUCAACUGGCAGGUCGACGCGCCCGCCGGCGUCCUCCCCACGUUUGACCACGUCAAGAAGUCGCCCGAGGGCAAGAACCUCCUCGACGUCCCGCUGUCCGACAACGUCAUCCCCACCUGGCGCGAGCUCGAGAAGCUCGUCGACCAGGGCCUCGUCAAGUCGAUCGGCGUCUCCAACCUCAACAUCCACCGCACGCGCCAGGUCCUCAAGGAGGCGCGCAUCAAGCCCGUCGCCAACCAGGUCGAGCUGAGCAUCCAGUGCGCGCAGCCCGAGCUCGUCGACUGGCUCAAGAAGCACGACAUCCUCCCCCAGGGCUACUCGCCCCUCGGCGGUACUGACGGCGCCGCCAUCCGCAACAACCCCGUCAUUGCUGAGAUUGGCAAGAAGCACGGCGUCGCCGGCUCCAAUGUCCUGCUCUCGUGGCUCGUCAAGCGCGGCAUCAACCCCCUCCCCAAGUCGGUCACCCCCAGCCGCAUCGAGGCCAACCUGAAGCUCGUCGACCUCACCGACGACGAGUUCAACCAGGUCGAGGAGCUCGCCAAGCAGACCCCCCACAACCGUGUCUGCGACCAGUCGACCCUCUACGAGCCCUUCUACGACAUCUACCAGGAGAACGACCCCAGGUACAACGACAAGGUGCAGUUUGCCCAGGCCGACUAGGGUGGUAGUAGAUGUGGCGUUGUACCUAGAGCGUGAUGCAGCAGUUCGUCCAUG